This is a messenger RNA of Morone saxatilis (striped sea-bass), 3923 nucleotides long. RefSeq names its product solute carrier family 2 member 3a (gene slc2a3a). Gene Ontology annotation, biological process: monosaccharide transmembrane transport; response to insulin. Gene Ontology annotation, cellular component: basolateral plasma membrane; apical plasma membrane. The record is from RefSeq and is a predicted model, not a curated record. Gene Ontology annotation, molecular function: hexose transmembrane transporter activity. Lineage: Eukaryota; Metazoa; Chordata; Actinopteri; Moronidae.
AUGAGGGAAGGUAAUCAGGUAACAGGCUAUCUCCUGUUCUCUCUGGGCACCGCUGUCAUCGGCUCUCUGCAGUUCGGUUACAACACAGGAGUCAUCAAUGCGCCAGAGCAGGCCAUCUUUAGCGUUGGUGGCAUGGUUGGCUCCUUCAGUGUGGGAGUCAUGGCAAACCGAUUUGGCAGGCGUCGUUCCAUGUUCCUGGUCAACUGCCUGGCGGUGAUCGGCGGCCUCCUCAUGGGCUUCUCCACCAUCUGCUCCUCCUAUGAGAUGGUAAUUGCCGGUCGCCUGGUCAUUGGCCUGUUCUGCGGUCUCUUUACCGGCCUGACUCCCAUGUACGUGGGCGAGGUGUCGCCCACUCCCCUCCGAGGAGCCUUUGGCACUCUUCACCAGCUCGGUGUGGUGAUUGGCAUCCUGAUCGCUCAGAUCUUUGGUUUAGAGGCUCUGCUGGGCUCAGACAAGCUGUGGCCCCUGCUGCUGUCCCUCACUGUGGCCCCUGCUGUGCUGCAGUGCAUCCUGCUGCCCUUCUGUCCUGAGAGCCCUCGCUUCCUGCUCAUCAACCUCAAACAGGAGGAGCAGGCACGCAAAGCACUGGUGCGCCUGCGUGGCAGUGAGGAUGUGAGUAAAGACCUGCAGGAGAUGAAAGAGGAGAGCGCCAAGAUGGCCAUGGAGAAGAAGGUGACCAUCCCCGAGCUUUUCCGCUCUGCGGCGUAUCGACAGCCCCUCCUCAUCGCCGUCAUGCUACAGCUCUCCCAGCAGCUGUCAGGGAUCAACGCUGUGUUCUACUACUCGACAGGGAUCUUUGAGUCAGCUGGUGUGAAAAAACCUAUCUACGCCACCAUCGGAGCCGGCAUCGUCAACACCAUCUUCACUGUUGUUUCUCUCUUCCUGGUGGAGAAGGCAGGACGAAGGACUCUGCACCUCCUGGGAUUGGGUGGAAUGGCGAUCAGUGCUGUACUUAUGACCGUGUCCCUCCUUCUGAAGGACAUUCCUGCUAUGAGCUACAUGGCUAUCGUGGCUGUCAUGCUAUUUGUGGCUAUGUUUGAGCUGGGUCCGGGUCCAAUCCCAUGGUUCAUUGUGGCUGAGUUGUUCUCCCAGGGGCCCCGCCCGGCAGCCAUGGCCGUGGCUGGCUGCUGCAAUUGGACGGCCAACUUCCUGGUUGGAAUGAGCUUCCCCAAACUAGAGGAGGUGUGCGGGCCUUGGGUCUUCCUCAUCUUCACCGCCUUCCUCAUCCUGUUUUUCAUCUUCACUUUCCUUAAAGUCCCGGAGACGAGGGGCAAGACCUUCGACGAGAUCGCCCGCAGCUUCGGCAGUCCCCCACCUGCUGCCUCCUCGCCUGUUGAGGAUGCUCCUGCCAGCGCCAGCGCUGCUGUGAAAAUCUCACCGGUAAAGGAGAAGGUCCCGCUGGUGGACGCGCCGGCAGCAGCAGCUCCACCCUCCGCAUCUGAAAGCACGCCCCUUGAAGAUAAAUCAAACUCCACAGUACAGGAGAGUGUGUAGAGCAGCUGUACAUACAGUUUCAAUGGGUGAAGGGGGUUAUAAAAGAAGGAAGAAUCACUGAGAUUUCAAAAAUGCUGUAAAUUGUAGUUAAUAAUCACAUCUUGGAACAAUAGGAAUUAUAUAAUUUUAUAAUAGACCUACUGAGAACAACAGCGUUAUCAAUUUAUAGGCUUUGACCUUUAAAAGGUCAUGCUUUCUGCUUUCAUGGUAACUCCUCCUUAAUUUUCUGUGACAUUUCCUACAGUUCCUUCUUUAUAUCCUCCUUUCCUAAACUGUAAAAGGGAAGCAGUCAAUGUAUAAUACCACAGAUUCAAUCUACUGUGCAUUCCUAGGAAUCAAGCUACACUCAUUAAAAGGGUGAGUCUUUUUCAAGACAGCUGUGUGUCUAGUCAGGACAACACUUUUUCAACACGGCAAACACAUGUUGUGUUCAUGGAAAUUGUUACUAACAGGUGAAGAUCCAGGUAAAAUAUCCAUCGCUGCAGACUAGAAGCAGAGCGUGUUGACAAUGGCACAGCCUUUGUGCAGGUGUAUCCAAACCUGUUCAGUUCAGGUCCAUGUAGUGAGAGUGAGGUGACACGGAUAGCGAUGAUACACAUUUGUUAUAAAGUCACGUAUUCCUGUUAUAGUAGAUAUCUUAGUGCAAUAUAACUUUGUAGCUGUAGUUAGUGAUGUUUAAUUAUGUUCUAUCCAUUCAUUCCUGUCAUGUAGUUGGAAGUGUUCUCAUGUCACAGGUCCAAAAAGGGAUUUUUAAGAUUGAAGCUCCGUGUUCAGCUGUUGAAUUCGAGCUGACAAACCAGAGAGCUUUUUAGCAAUGCCAAAGUACUGAACUUUAACUGCCACCAGGUGAACACAUGUGACCUCAAACAAGUGUGUUUCUUCUGGUUGUUAAAUUCAGGGUGGGAAAUUAGCGGCAGCCACAGGUUAUGCUGAGUUUAAUCAUUCUGAAAGCGGUGGUUAAAGCUGAAAUCCACAAGUUUAUUAAACUUUUAUUUAGUUUAGCGCCACCCUCGAUGCUAACCACUCAUUUUGUGGUCUUGGUCAGUUCUACAUUUAGUCCAAACAAACAAAAUUUCCUGUUUACCAGACAAUUUUGUUAAAAAAAAAAAAACUGCUCAUGAUUGGUUGAAUCUUUCUGCUGCUAUAUUGACAGGCAGAAUUAUUUGUUGUUAAAUCUUGUGGAUUAUUGCUUUACUGCAGGGUCUUUUGUAUUGGAAAACUAUAGCUGGUAUAACAAUAACUGUGGCUCAUGAAGGUUAGGACUUGCUAUUGAAUGUGGCUUGUGGAAAAAAACAUGUUGGCUGAAUUGUUUUACACAUGUACAUCACAGUAGGGUAACGUGCAAUGUAUAUUUUUUGUUGAAGAGAAAAGUAUUUAUUACCUUAAAAAAUUGAUUUUUGUAUAUAUAGAGUAUAUAAUUAUAAUACACUAAAGCAAAUUUAGAAUCAUAAUGCUUUCCAGAAAAACCCCCGUGGAAUGUAGUUGAAUGAGUCUGUAGUGCGCUUUACCUGCCGUGGUGGAGAUAACCGACUUCACGUGAAGUGCAGCUCAGAGAUUUUGAAUUGAUUGAGAGUCAAACACUGUAAAUCUCAUCUGUUGCUCUCUAAUUAGAUGCACUUUGUUUACCAGUUAAGCAGCAAAGCGAAGCAUUAGAGCCGCAAUCACUGACAGCGAUUUAUUUCAAAUUAAUUAAAUAAAAUGAAACACUAUAUUUACCUGAGCAAUUGCGUAUAUAUCGGGCCAAGCUGUUAUUAGAAUAGAUAAGAGUUAUAUAAAAUGUGCAAUCAAUAAAGAGACUUCAACCGAUGGAGCUGAUAAUGAAUAGAGGCAAGGGGAAGUGCUAAUACAAUAAACAACAGGUAGACCAGCCAUCUGUUGUUUGAUUAGAAUGUCUAAUCUGGUUCAUUUAUUUUAUUUUUUUAAUUAUUUCAUAUUUUCACAAAGGGAGAAAUGACUACUAUGACUAUUUAAUUGUGUGUGACUUCUGUGAUAAUCUGAAACAAAUAUUUGGAUUGUGUACUGUGAGUUAAAUCAAAACAGGAAGUGUCAUUCCAUGACUGUCAGCAUGGCAUUGAGUUAAAGUGGUUUCAUAAAGUUAGGAGUUGGUGCAUUUAAGCACCUCGAAUUUUACGGAAUUUAUUUUUUUCGAACAAUAUUCAAAAGCAGAGUUGCUCUGGAUGCAAGAAUUACUACUAUUCAAAGUAAUUUAAAAAGAAAAAAACAUGGGAGGAAGACAAAGAUAUAGUCGAAUGGAGCUUGGCAUUCUUGCUACCAACUGAAUGUAAAUUAGCCAGUUAGCCGAUUUAUAGAUUAGCCUAUACCUGUAAGAUAGGUAGGAAGCUUGUGUACCGUCCAACAUCAUACUACUGACAGUAGUACAUGAGACAGAUAAUCUUUGAAAAAAUCAGGUUCCUCUGGCUCCUCCUAGU